GUGGACGGCGUGACCGCAUGGUGCCUGACAUCUGUCAACGCGUUUUGUGUUGAGCACAUGUGAGCACAGCGAGCAGAAUGUGAGCACAACGUGGAUAUUGUCUGCGCCUAACAGGUUUCUUCAGAAGAUGCCCUCCGGUUGCUACUACGGUAGCUACUGCUGUGUCGCAUGGUGCGAAAACAAUGGUAAAACGCACAAGAAACCCGGCACAAAAUUUUUCCGAAUCCCACGUGACGCAAGGUCAAAGGCUUGGCUCGACUAUGCCAAGCCUUUGACCUACGAUCUUUUUGGAAAGUCUGCUUCGCAACUCUAUGCCACCUAUCGCGUCUGCAGUGAUCACUUCACUGCAAAAGAUUUUAUGGACCCAGGACAAACAACCCUAGUGAGAUCAGCUGUGCCUAUUGUUCGUCCUUCCAUAAACUGGGCAUCUGCAAUAGGUCCCACUCAGGCAACCAGCUCGUCUGGCCCUUCACUCCAGUGCAGCUCCGUCGCAGCGAGCCGUGCUGUGCUCGACCAGGCAGAGCCCGAC
Ixodes scapularis (black-legged tick) is the source of this 529-nucleotide messenger RNA. RefSeq lists its product as uncharacterized. The record is from RefSeq and is a predicted model, not a curated record. The annotation marks the transcript as partial. Lineage: Eukaryota; Metazoa; Arthropoda; Arachnida; Ixodida; Ixodidae. The transcript has 5 exons.